Molecule: messenger RNA, 3326 nt
Organism: Plodia interpunctella (Indianmeal moth)
Lineage: Eukaryota; Metazoa; Arthropoda; Insecta; Lepidoptera; Pyralidae
Exons: 12
Coding region: 161-1651 (496 amino acids)
Biological process (GO): SCF-dependent proteasomal ubiquitin-dependent protein catabolic process
Cellular component (GO): cytoplasm; SCF ubiquitin ligase complex
Molecular function (GO): protein binding
Source: RefSeq, a predicted model, not a curated record
UGACAUUCUCACCUUUUUCGUGAAAAUUACCAAAAUAAAAUAUUGUCGUUCCAAGUUCUUUUGGGCCGUGCGGCGGAUUUUUAUGAUUUCUUCAUGAUAGAAACGUUAUAUCAUCAAAUAAUUGUGUUUUUUGAAUAGAAACAAAUACAACAGUUAAAUAAUGGCUUCCAAUGAAGGGUCUGUAGAUGGCACCAGCGGGGAGUGUGAGGAGCCUGAGGACCCUUCAUCUUCAACCUUGGCUGAGGCCAUAGAAAAAAUUGAUUUGGAGCCAAAACACCCGCAGGAUGAGCUUACGGAGUUCCGUCAAAGGUGGCGACAGGAACUGGAGGUGAACUCAACUCCAGAACCAGAGUCGACCCGCACUCCAGAGCCAGAGAUUAAGCCUGCUAUAAAGGAUAAACAAACAUCUCCAAGAGAAGAUGAUAUGGCCACAGAGCCUCAAGAUGAACAGACUACUUUCCGGCAUAAUUGGCGGCGAGAGUUAGAGGCCACCCCCACUCCGGAGACCGAGGUGACACCAGUGACUGAAGCUGAGCAAACACCACCUGAAAGUGAGGAAGAAAUGGCCAAGCGCAUAUUCUUGCGCGCGGCGGAGCUGGAGCGGCGCGGGGAGCCGUACGAGGCUGUGCCGCUCUACCGGCGCGCGCUGCAGCUCGCGCCCGACGUCGAGGUGCGCUUGUACUGCGCGGGCGCUCAGCUCGCCGACCAGCACCAGGUGGAAUCGGAACCGGAAGAGGUGCCGACUGAGAACCAUAACCAAAGUGAUGACGAGGAAGAGUGGAUCGAGGGUGAAGACCUGCUGACGAGGCUGCAGCGCAUCGUGAACAGGAGAGGGGUGCUAUGUGAGCCGGAGAUACCUACCAAGGAGGCGCACCUGUCGUGGCUGCCGUGCGAGGUGGUGGCGCUGGUGCUGCGCUGGGUGGUCGGCAGUGAGCUGGACGCGCGCUCGCUGGAGCGCGUCGCCGCCUGCUGUCGCGGCCUCUACGUGCUGGCGCGCGACCGCGACCUCUACCGGGACCUGUGUCUCAGUACGUGGGGUGUGGAGUGCGGCACCCCUCGCGGUCUGGGGCUGGGCUCGUGGCGGGAGAUGUACAUCAGCCGGCCGCGGCUGCUGCUGCACGGCUGCUACAUCUCCAAGACCACCUACCUGCGCCAGGGGGAGAACUCCUUCCAAGACCAGUUCUACAGGCCUCUGUUCCUCGUCCAUUACUAUAGAUAUCUGAGAUUCUUCCCGGACGGCACUGUGUUGAUGUGGACGACGCCGGACGAGCCGGUGGGCUGUGUGCCGCAGCUCAAGACCAAGCUGGUGAAGGCUGCGCUGGGCAUCAUGACCGGGCAUUACAGGCUCAUGGGCGACAAGGUUGUGAUCGUGAUCAAGAAGUCCACGGACAAGAAGCAGCCGCCGUCCAACCACACGCGGUUCAGGUCGCGGAGACGCGAGGUGCCCGAGCAACACGAACAGAUCUUCCAUGUGGAAUUAGAACUGCGCGACGUCCGCCACCGCCGCAACUUUCAACUGGCCUGGCGCGCGUACUCCAUCUGCAGCCGCAGGGACCAGUGGACGCAGUUCGACAUCACCCCGGCCAAGUUCCCGCCCUUCGCCUUCAGCGGGGUCAAGAGCUACAUGGCUGAGGCUACCGCGCCUUUGUAAGGAACUGUAAUGCUAAAAUCGCCAAAAACUGGUGACGGUCGACCAUCAAGUAAGUGAUGAUAAUGAAUGAAAUUGUUGGUUAUUAAUUGUAAUUCACUAAUGAUUGUAAAUGUUAGUUGGCCAACGCUGAUGUUUUCCCAGUGUCAAGCCCAAAUGUUAAAACGUAAUUAUAAGAGCAACUCAACUCUUGAGCUUAGAACCUUUCACUACCUAUUAGUAGAUAAGAAAAACAGGCAAACCAGGGUUGCCCGAAUGGUGACACACCAGGUGUCAUUAAAGCGUGACGUUCGAUGCUCUGUUGUCGAUGGUCGAUGAUCAGUUGCUAAUUUCAAAUGACAAUUUUGUACUACCUAACAAUCGAAAACACAAAUCUGAUGAUUGAUGAUGAAAUCACCAGAUAUUGACGUAUAUGUUGAUGAAUCUAGCCAUCUAUGACUAGCAUUUAUCUCUAUUGCAAAUCUGCGCAAAACAAUUUAUUUUAUUGAUCCAAUCGGGCCAUAGAUAAAGAAAAACAAUCCGGGCGCUAGUGGAACCGAUCAUUUCCGUUUCACAAUUGCAUUGUGCGUCAGUGUCAGUCAGUUGUGACAGUGACAUAACGUUAAAAUGGUGUUGCAAUAUUAAAAUUAUAUGUAUCUGUGAAUAAUAAUGUGAUCCAUUAUGGAAAAAAUAAUAUAAAUUCAUUUAUAAAGUAUGAAUACUCUUUGACGUGCAAUGGUAUCCAAAUAAAGUUGGACAACUCUAUUAUAAUGUAUGUAUAUCAUUUGAGGUGCCUGUACCUAUUUUGUAGUAGCAACACUUCGUUGUAUUAAGAAUUCAAUAACGAAAUUUGUGAUUGUCUGCUUUAGCCACCUAAUAUUAAGGCCACAUUUUAAGUACAUUAGUAAGUUAUGUGUAAGGGUUAACUCGAUUGAGACUUCUGGCCUUAUUGUGUUGAUUUAGGAUAAUUAUAAUACUUUGGUGAAUUAAAAAUUAUGUUCACCGCACAUUGUAGCUGUGUUUUAAAAUCAAAGAAUUAAAUUGUACUUUAUUUACAUGACUUUACCACAUAACCUAACCCUUUUUGUAAAUAUAUACUUAACCAAUCAUACAUCAGCUAAUAACUAUGUUUUGAAAUGUUAUUAAAAAGGCAACCGAUUGUCUAAACGUAAUGUAAUGUGAAGAAUUAACUAAAUUACGGAACUAACAUACGAAUCCUAUUCGUCAUUAUAUAAGGCUUUAAAGUCAAUAAAUAGUAAUUUUUCGCUAUAUUGCGAACAUAUUUUUGGAAAUAAAAUUGUCAGACCUAAACAGGGAUUACAUAAUGAAAAAGUACAAAAUUUUGAUUUACUAUACAUAUAUGUAAUGAAUUAAUUGCGAAUUCCUCGUGUGAAACUUGCACACUUGAUAAAUUAUGUCCUAUCAACUCGAAAUGGCUAUUUUCAUAUGUUAAAAUUGUUCCGGCCUUAUCUUUCAUAAUAUUGUUUGUAUAAUAUAUGCUUUCUAAAUCACAAUGUAUUCUGCUCCUUCAGUGAUCGCGUGUAAAUAUACCUAGACUGCUUGUUAAUGAAGCCUAAAAGGCAUUCAAAAUACAAUUUAAAUAUAUGUUUAAUUAAUUUAGUUUUGCGUUCAACGCCUCACGCUGCGUCGACAGUGUAGUUCACUAGUCCAUAAAUUUCAAUAAAAAUCUUAUGAAUUA